This is a messenger RNA of Heterotrigona itama, 472 nucleotides long. The record is from the annotation of a GenBank genome assembly. Lineage: Eukaryota; Metazoa; Arthropoda; Insecta; Hymenoptera; Apidae.
AUGCCAGAGCUAAGCGAACGUGCGACGCCCUCGUUCCACGCAUGCCUCUUGCUCCUGCGGACGCGUCAGCCUGCACCGUCCCUGCGAAUCGCGUCGUCGUCGAUUCGUGAUCAACUGCCGAUGCGAUGUGCCGAUAUUCUGCAGCUGUCGCGCGGGAACUCCGAGGCACUCGAGGGACGAGCGACUCUUUACAAUUUGACGAGUCCUACGUGCAUGAUCUCGUUUCUCACCACGCUGCGCGUACCGAGAUGGGCAGAAUCAUCUUUGAUCGCGUCCGGCAGACGUCGUUUCGAGUGUGGACGGGUCGAAAUUGAUCUGUCAAAGAGGAACCGUGUGUGCCGGCACUAAACUCGCGGCCCCGAAAAUCACCGGGCCGAGUCGGUCGUACUUGGAAGCGCAGCUGCAAGCAUCACCACAAGGAAAACACACGGAAAUAGAGCGGGACACGGCUAGAGCAAUCGCGCGUGGCUGA